CGGUUGAAAUAGCAUAUCGGUGCAACUCUAUUUGCAUCAGAGCUAUCCCACCAGCACAUCAGAUUAUUGAUGGACAAUACUACAGCCAUAGCAUUCUUAAACAAGAAGAGUGGUACUCACUCCAAGACUUUGUCAGACUUGGCAGUCUCAAUAUGGUUCUAGUGCUUGCAGAGGAACUUAACAGUAUAUGCAGAACACAUCCCAGGUUCACAGAACUGCUUAGCAGAUUUACUGUCCAGGAGGAAGUUGGAGUCGAGCGACUGGAGGUUGGACCAGGUAGUGUUCAGGAAGUUACAGAGGAAGUGGGGUCCUUUCGAUAUAGAUCUUUUUGCUGCCCGCCACAAUUCCCAACUGGAGUCAUAUUUCAGCUAUCACCCAGACCCAGAGGCUUUAGCUUCAGACGCUCUAGCUCAGAGCUGGGGUCUCAGCUGUUAUGCCUUUCCUCCCUUUCUCCUUCUAGGCAGAGUGCUACAGAAGAUCAGUCAAGAGAGGUUGAGGAAGGUGGUGAUAAUUGCUCCCAACUGGCCAUCUCAGAUUUGGUACCCAGUUCUAGUCAGCCUUUUGAUUAUCCUCUCAUCCUUCCAGAGGAGCACAGCCUGCUGAGGAAUCCGUUAGGAGAGUUUCACCCUCUAGUUCUGGAUGGUUCUCUCAGUCUGACCGCCUGGAGAGUCUCCGGUCUACAAGGACAUUUCAGUUGAAGCAUUUCAGCUCUUAUGCUCAGCCUGGAGGAAGGGCACUGAAAAGUCCCAUGCAGUUGCCUGGAGAAAAUGGUGCUCUUGGUCUCAAUCAAAUAACACCAAUUCCCUUUCAGCAUCUAUAGAAGAUGUUGUAGAGUUUUUAACUUCAGGUUUUCAGUCUGGUUUGCAGUAUUCUACUCUUAAUUCAAUUCGAUCUUCUCUCUCAGCUACUCUCCCUCCUAUUGGUGAGGUUCCUGUGGGACAGCACCCCUUGAUAGCAAGACUCCUCCAAGGUAUGUUUAAUAAAAGACCACCAUUGCCUAAAUAUAGGAGUACAUGGGAUGUGAAUGUGGUAAUCUCCCUUUUCCAGAAUAACCGGGGUCAUUCAGACACUCUUUCUUUGAAGCAGUUGUCUUAUAAAUUGGCAAUGUUACUAGCCUUAUCUUCAGCUGCUCAUUCUUCUGAUAUUUUUCUUCUGGACUUACGUUUUCGUUCAUUCUCACAAGAGGGAGUAACAUUUCAACUAGCAAGUCCCUCCAAGACUAGGAGAUCUGGACCACCCAGAUCAAUAUUUAUUAAAAGGCUGAUAACAGAACCAAUCCUCUGCCCUGUGUCUACUCUGGAGAGCUACAUGUAUGAAAGAGCUACCCUCUCCUUUCGCCCCCAGGGAUCUGGUAUGGCUAAUCCCUUAUUUCUCUCCUUUAACCGUCAUCAUAAGCCAGUAGCAUCUAGUACCAUCAGUAGGUGGAUAACGGCUACAAUGAAGGAGGCAGGGAUUGAUACUGAUGCCUUCCAGGCUCACUCUACGAGAGCUGCAGCAAGCUCAAGGGCUAGAUCCACAGGAGUUCCUGUGGAAGAUAUCUUAAAGUGUGCUGGAUGGUCUAGACGGUCUACUUUUGAGAGGUUUUAUUAUAAACCCAUUUCUGAGCCACAUCUGGAUAUUGUUCCAUCAGGCUCACAAGACAGCUAGGGAUUGUGCUCUUGUUAUGAUCUGAUUGAUACUGAUUUACUUACUAUCUCAUUAUAGACAUUAAUUAUUAUUCACUAUCUCAUUAUAGACAUAAUCCUUCAUUUACCCAGGCAUGUUUUGGUAGACUUCUUACAUGCAUACA
Molecule: messenger RNA, 1789 nt
Organism: Amphimedon queenslandica
Lineage: Eukaryota; Metazoa; Porifera; Demospongiae; Haplosclerida; Niphatidae
Exons: 2
Coding region: 973-1647 (224 amino acids)
Biological process (GO): DNA integration; DNA recombination
Molecular function (GO): DNA binding
Source: RefSeq, a predicted model, not a curated record